Molecule: messenger RNA, 168 nt
Organism: Sclerotinia sclerotiorum 1980 UF-70
Lineage: Eukaryota; Fungi; Ascomycota; Leotiomycetes; Helotiales; Sclerotiniaceae
Exons: 2
Coding region: 1-168 (55 amino acids)
Source: RefSeq, a predicted model, not a curated record
AUGUCCCCAAUUUGUGUGCAAGAGUACAACAAGCAUCGAAGCUGGAUUAAUGAAGAUGAAGCACCUUUGGAUUCGUUAAAAGCACAUCAUGGAAACGAGCAAGGAAUGAUGUCUGUGCACAGACGGUUGAUGCAACACCAUGUGAAGAUGUUGCUAGCGUGUUACUGA